Molecule: messenger RNA, 1845 nt
Organism: Pan troglodytes (chimpanzee)
Lineage: Eukaryota; Metazoa; Chordata; Mammalia; Primates; Hominidae
Gene: PDLIM1
Product: PDZ and LIM domain 1
Exons: 7
Coding region: 587-1492 (301 amino acids)
Biological process (GO): heart development; actin cytoskeleton organization; muscle structure development
Cellular component (GO): stress fiber; Z disc; adherens junction
Molecular function (GO): muscle alpha-actinin binding; actin binding
Source: RefSeq, a predicted model, not a curated record
AGAUAGCAGAGCGGACCUCCCAGUCAGGAGUCACACGCUUUCGCUUGGUCCCAGCUAGAAGCCUAGCCCCACAGAGGGCUCUUGAGUUACCUGGGCAAGUCCAGGACUUGUUCUGCAGAGUCAACGAGACUUAUUGUAAAGCUGAGCACAAUCCUAGACUUACUGUCUUUAGGAAAUGGGGCUGUUGUUCCAGGAAGUAGUCUCCACACAGUGGCUCUAAAAGGUCCUGGUAAUUGCACCCUGGGUGUGGGAGUUGCCAGCUCUGCAGAGGCCAAGCUGGGGGAGCCAGGGCAUCAACCAUUUCCCACCCAGGUCACAUUGUAAAACUGGACUGAGAGCUGGAGAGAGCACUGUCCCACCCCUUGCACUUUCCACCCUCCUUGCUUCCUCUUCUCAUUCUCCCCGCUUGCCCUAGAACACCCAGAUGUUGAAUUUAGGCUGUUUAGGUUAACAAACUUUCAUGGAAUGUGUUAUAAUAAUAAAAAUAAGGCAAACUGAAGUUUGGAGAGGUUGCUUAAGGCCAUUCAACUAGCACUGGGCAGGAGUCGAGGGUCUGAGGGAACUGGAAAGCAUGAAUAAAUAAGUAAUGGUGUUUAAGGUCACUCCUGGAAGCAAGGCGGCUCUAGCUAAUUUAUGUAUCGGAGAUGUAAUCACAGCCAUUGAUGGGGAAAAUACUAGCAAUAUGACACACUUGGAAGCUCAGAACAGAAUCAAAGGCUGCACAGACAACUUGACUCUCACUGUAGCCAGAUCUGAACAUAAAGUCUGGUCUCCUCUGGUGACGGAGGAAGGGAAGCGUCAUCCAUACAAGAUGAAUUUAGCCUCUGAACCCCAGGAGGUCCUGCACAUAGGAAGCGCCCACAACCGAAGUGCCAUGCCCUUUACCGCCUCGCCUGCCUCCAGCACUACUGCCAGGGUCAUCACAAACCAGUACAACAACCCAGCUGGCCUCUACUCUUCUGAAAAUAUCUCCAACUUCAACAAUGCCCUGGAGUCAAAGACUGCUGCCAGCGGGGUGGAGGCGAACAGCAGACCCUUAGACCAUGCUCAGCCUCCAAGCAGCCUUGUCAUCGACAAAGAAUCUGAAGUUUACAAGAUGCUUCAGGAGAAACAGGAGUUGAAUGAGCCCCCGAAACAGUCCACGUCUUUCUUGGUUUUGCAGGAAAUCCUGGAGUCUGAAGAAAAAGGGGAUCCCAACAAGCCCUCAGGAUUCAGAAGUGUUAAGGCUCCUGUCACUAAAGUGGCUGCGUCGAUUGGAAAUGCUCAGAAGUUGCCUAUGUGUGACAAAUGUGGCACUGGGAUUGUCGGUGUGUUCGUGAAGCUGCGGGACCGUCACCGCCACCCUGAGUGUUAUGUGUGCACUGACUGUGGCACCAACCUGAAACAGAAGGGCCAUUUCUUUGUGGAGGAUCAAAUCUACUGUGAGAAGCAUGCCCGGGAGCGAGUCACACCACCUGAGGGUUAUGAAGUGGUCACUGUGUUCCCCAAGUGAGCCAGCAGAUCCGACCACUGUUCUCCAGCAGGCCUCUGCUGCAGCUUUUUCUCUCAGUGUUCUGGCCCUCUCCUCUCUUGAAAGUUCUCUGCUUACUUUGGUUUUCCCUCUGCUUGUAAAACAUUGAGUCCCCUCCCUGCCUUGGUUAAUUGACUCACACCAGCUGUGCGAUGCCCGCUUUUACAAUUAAAGGAAAACUGUUUUGUUCAGUGUCACCUUGUCAGCAACACCGUGUCCCUUCGCCCCGCCGUUCUUCUCUGCUGCAUUUGGACAUCAGCCAAAUUUGAACCCAAUCAAAUAUAACGUGUCUGACACUGAUUUUGUUUUUACUCAAUAAAUGUAUAGACUACAAA